AUCGAUUGUUCUGCCUGUUGUCAGUAGAAAAUAAUUAAUAUAUAUAUUUAUUUAUGAUAAUGUGAAGUGGUUUACGAAUUCUCGUCGAAUUAAUAAAAAAAAAAAAAAAAAAAUGCCACCGUGCGAAACAACGUGGAUUAAAAAAAAUUUAAUACAAACACCGAGAAAUUCACUAGAGUACGCAGCCCCGAAAAUUCCACUACUCGAAAAUGACAAUGGUCUGAAAUUAUCUCGACAAGAUGGCUGUCGAUCAAAAUGGCUGAUCAACCUGACUAACCGAGAAAUUCCCGAAGAAGUUUUGGACUUAGCAUGCCUGGGUAAGAACUUUGGGAUUCCCUGCAGGAACAACCGAUUUCCAUUGGAACGUUUGAUGACCGCUUUGGAACUCGAAAUUAUCAAUUUAUCUGACGACGAGAAAAUGGACGUGCGUUCCACUUACACGGAAGUAAUAAACAAUUAUUAUCGUACCGGCAACGUCCCGUGUGAGCUGUCAUGGAAAAUUCGCGUGACGUCGGAAUUUAUUAAAGAAAACCCUGAGAUUAUUUUUCUCAAAGCAGACAAGGGGAAUGUAACCGUCGUAGUGGACCGGGAGUUUUAUAUUUCCAAAAUGAUGAUUCUGCUGAAUGAUACUUUUACAUACCGGCCGAUACAUUGCGACCCAACGAGUUAUCUUCAGUCACGCGUUAAUAAACUAGUGAAAACUUGGUUCAACAACGGAUUGAUUUCAUCUCAAGAUAAAUAUCGGCUGCAGUCAAGAGACGGUGUAAUAGCCCGCGCAUAUGGACUUCCAAAAAUCCAUAAACCAAACGUCCCAUUUCGUAUCAUUGUCUCCUUCCUAAACACCCCGACUUACAAACUAGCUCAAUAUUUACAAAAAAUAUUAGUAAAAACUCUCAAACAUCCGUCACCUGGCGCAAGUACCAGAACUUUAGAAAAAAAUAAAUUUACGACUCAAAAUAGCCUAGAAUUAAAAAAGAAUAUCAUAAAUUCAAAAUUACCAACUGACUAUACAAUGAUUUCGAUGGACGUAGUCUCAUUAUUUACAAACGUGCCUCUUCAAUUAGUAAAAGAAGGCAUAAAGAAACGUUGGCCCGUAAUAAAACGCUACACAGACAUCGACUACAACUCAUUCAUCGAAGCAGUCGAGUUAUGUUUCACCUCAUCGGCAUUUUUGUUCAACAAUAAUUACUACCAGCAAAUAUUUGGCGCCGCAAUGGGCUCGCCUUUGUCCCCAAUAGCCGCGGAUAUGGUCAUGGAGGAUUUGGAAGAUGAGUGUUUAAGUGAAUUGGCGCCUUAUGUCUAUCUAUAUACCAGAUUUGUCGACGACAUAUUGGUAUUUUUACCAAAAGAUAAAGUUGAGUUGAUACUCAAGGUCUUUAACAGUUACCAUAAUCGGCUGCAGUUUACGGUCGAGCGCGAAUCUAAUUCACGGAUAAAUUUUUUGGAACUGACUUUGAUACGCCAUGAGACCGGCAACAUUGAAUUCGACUGGUACAAAAAACCGACAUCUUCUGGAAGGUACUUGAAUUAUCUUUCGCAUCACCCUUUGAUCCAAAAAAUCGGCGUGAUACGAAAUUUGGUCGACAAGGCGAUACUAUUAUCUGAUAACAAACAUCAUAACAAAAAUUUGGCUUACGUAAGACAAUCAUUGCUGAACAAUAAUUACCCAAUGAAAUUAGUUAAGGUUAUUAUCAAUAAACGCGUUGCGUCGCUGAUGCAUCGAAACGGAAAAAGUACUGCCGAAAAUAAUUAUACUUGUAGAAAUUCAAGUAGCGUAAUAAGGAACAAUCAUUUUGACAAAAAAAUAAACAAAUUUGACACAAAAUAUGUUUGUUUGCCUUACGUUAAACAUUUGUCUGAGUCUCUGGAAAUCGGAUUACGCAAAUAUGAUAUUAGGAUAAUAUUCAAAAAUAGUAAUAAUUUAUCGUGGCUAUUUUGUGGGCACAAAGAUCAGCUGACAAUUUACAACAAAUCGUGCGUUGUCUACUCGAUUCCUUGUUGCGAAUGUGAUUUUGUGUUUGUUAGCCACACUAAAUAUCUACUGAAUACUGUUUUACGGAGGCAUUGGUUCAAUUUGAAUUAUCCGUACGCAAUCAGUGUUGAGACCCCGCUAACGCGCCAUGCUUUUGGGUGCAAACACUAUUUUGAUUUCGGUAAGACGAAAAUUUUGGCUACCGAGCGAGUUGCGAGGGUCAGAGACUAUUUGGCAAAGAUAUAUCGUGCAAAAUUAAAUUAUAAGUUUGAUAUUAAAAAAAUUUUUUAUGAAGAAUUUUCUAUUGAGCACAAAUAG
Messenger RNA from Microplitis demolitor, 2290 nucleotides. RefSeq lists its product as uncharacterized. The coding region runs from base 113 to 2290 and encodes 725 amino acids. The record is from RefSeq and is a predicted model, not a curated record. The transcript is spliced from 2 exons. Lineage: Eukaryota; Metazoa; Arthropoda; Insecta; Hymenoptera; Braconidae.